Molecule: messenger RNA, 1641 nt
Organism: Chaetura pelagica (chimney swift)
Lineage: Eukaryota; Metazoa; Chordata; Aves; Apodiformes; Apodidae
Gene: SGCZ
Product: sarcoglycan, zeta
Exons: 7
Coding region: 1-909 (302 amino acids)
Biological process (GO): cardiac muscle tissue development; heart contraction
Cellular component (GO): sarcoglycan complex; sarcolemma
Source: RefSeq, a predicted model, not a curated record
AUGACACGAGAGCAGUAUAUAUUAGCAACACAACAGAACAGCCUCCCAAGUACUGAACAUCCUCAGUUUUACCCAGUAGGGAUCUAUGGAUGGCGAAAGAGGUGCUUAUACUUCUUUGUCCUUCUACUAUUGGUUACCAUGAUUGUUAACUUAGCAAUGACAAUAUGGAUUUUGAAGGUUAUGAAUUUCACAGUGGAUGGAAUGGGAAAUUUGAGAGUCACUAAAAAAGGAAUACGACUUGAAGGAGUAUCUGAAUUUCUGCUUCCACUAUACGUGAAAGAAAUCCAUUCCCGAAAGGAUAGCCCGCUGGUCUUGCAGUCUGACAGAAAUGUAACAGUGAAUGCAAGAAAUCACAUGGGACAGUUAACUGGACAACUGACAGUAGGAGCUGAUGCUGUGGAGGCCCAGUGUAAGAGAUUUGAAGUGAGGGCAAGUGAAGGUGGAAAAGUAUUGUUUUCUGCAGAUGAAGAUGAGAUUGUCAUUGGAGCUGACAGACUGAAAGUAACAGGCACGGAAGGGGCAGUGUUUGGGCACUCUGUGGAGACACCCCAUAUCAGAGCAGAGCCUUCCCAAGACCUCAAACUUGAAUCUCCUACUAGAUCUUUGGUGAUGGAAGCACCCAGGGGAGUGCAGGUCAAUGCAGCUGCAGGAGACUUAAAGGCUACCUGUAGGAAAGAACUGCACUUACAGUCCACAGAAGGGGAAAUAUUUUUAGACGCAGAUACAAUACGUCUGGGAAAUCUACCAGUGGGUUCCUUUUCCUCCUCCUCUUCCUCCUCCCCGAGCUCUUCAGCUCCUCGACAGACCAUCUACGAGCUCUGCGUCUGUCCCAAUGGCAAACUUUACCUGUCCCCAGCAGGAGCAGGCUCCACAUGUCAAUCCAGUAGCAACAUCUGCUUGUGGAGCUAAAAAGACUCCAAUUUAUCCUCACACCAGAAUAGCCUUUUGUUACUAUCCCUGUGCUUCACAGUUUUGCUCGGUUUCCCUUGUGACAAGUUCGAUGCUUCAAACGGCCUGCAGAGCAACUUCUUCCAGUGUAAGCAGGAAUACAGCGCUGCCUUCUCUUGUGGUUUGUGUUGCCACUCAGUGCAGAGAUGGGAGUGAGAUAUUCAGAAAUCAAUGUAUUCUUCAUCAGGAAACCUGGAACAUAAUACCACCUUUUGUCCAAAAGGAAGAAUAACACAGGUGCCUUUGCUACAUGAAGUGAAGCACAUAGUUCUAGAUUUUUGCAGGACCUGGAUAUGAACUGCACAUAUAUAUAUAUAUACACACACACAGUACAUAAACAAAUUUUCCUAGAAUCUGAUGGUGAGAUGAAUUGGUUCCCCUGUAUGAUGAGUAACUUUACUGUCUGAAAGCACAAUUUUCAUUCAUCUUUUUGGAUGUAAACUUUUAUCCCUGAAUUUUAAAAUUUUGAAGCAUUGUGUGAUGCUUGCUUUACUAAACAAAUUCAGUAAAUGGUUUUUAACACAAAAAGAGACAGAAUCCCUCCCUGAGUUUGGUUUCUUUAAAGGUGUGUUGUUACUCUUUGUCUACUGAGUCUAGGGUUUUGUACACUAGGCAGAUUUUGGCAGUGCUCAGCAAUAUUACCUUGCAGAGUUGAACAGACAUCUGCUAUAGUUUGUCUGAUCUGAAUGGCCU